ACAUAUAUCGCCAAGUAUCCCUGCCGUGAUAUCAGAUGUUUUGUUAUUUCAACAUUAAUAUACAUAAGUAAAUAGAGAAACCAGCUCUAGUCAAGGCGACCUUCUCACGUGGUUAGCUAAUGAAAUGCUCAAGACUUUUCUAAAUAAUAAAGCGAGUAUGCUUAAAUCGAGUGUAAUCUGCAUUCAUGCCCAUCGGAGAUGCUUGUCAUACUUCUCGAGUGCAUUCAACAAUUUAGCAAAUCAAGGUCCACAAAAUGUUCCCAGCCAAAGAAUCAACAAUUUGGAUUUAGAUGUCUUUGUCAACCAGGACCAUAAGCAAAUGGAUUUAUUGGACAAACUAAUAAAACUCAGAAAACAGAAGGAUUGCAGCGCUGUGCCGCUUCUGCCGAAUAUAUUGGCAAAACAACUAGUCGACUUUUCCGGCCCACAAGAUGCAGUCAACGUUCUGCGGAGCCCCUUGCAGUAUGGCAUAUUCAUUGACCAGUUCACAGGAUGCCAUUUAAUGGACCAAUUGCUACACGCUGGAAACACUAGGGAAGCGGCACAAAUUGCCGCUCUACUUGUGGAACGAGACUUAUGCAACAACGAGCUGGUCGCUGUGCUUUCCCUGAAAUCUUUUUACACCUUUUUAAAAGGCUACCAACCAAGUCCACAAGCAAAGGUUGAGGCGCCGGAAGUGGAAAAAGUUCGUGUUAAAUUUCUGCGCAACUUCGGUGAGAAUACAAAUGCGAAAUCAGAAGAAAAACAACUCGGCGAAGCCCUGAUUAAAUUGGGUUCCAGUGCGAGUCUAGAAAGGACACUUGGACAAAAUGUAUCCUUGCUUGGCUUUGUGCUGAGUGAGCGCUAUGCUGAAGCAGAAGAGUCUGUUAAACAGGACAGUGAGAUUUUAUAUAAGGACGUAUUGGAGGUGUGCCGUAAAAUAGUUGACGCCUUGGAGGCGCCAAGUAGUCCUGACUUUAAGAAUCUGCUGGACGAAGCUCUUAAAAAAUGUACAAAGUCUGAUGCAUUUGAUGAGCUUUUAGAUGACCGCGUUAAACAAUGUGCCGCCAGCUUUGAGCCACAGCUCAUGUCGGAAUACGCGAAAAGUUACCAAGAGUGGGACGCAAGGUUCCAACGCGCUGUGGAGGAACAGACGAAAGUCCAGGAUACAAUUACUCGUGUUGAGAACAUUCAAAAUACGUUGGAAACUUUAAAAUCGAUGCGGCAAAGCCUUUGGUUUUUUGAGAACAAAGAGGAUAUUGACAUACAAAUCUACAAGAAAAAGGUCUAUUAUCCCAAGCGCUGGUUCGGCAAGAAAAAGAAGCCCAAGGCAGUGGAUGCAUUCUACGUACCGCCAAACGUUUCUCGGGGUUACUAAUUGCAGCCAUUACAGCCCAGUUUUUUAGAUGUAAUUAAAGUACUGGCGAAAUAAACAAAGCUUAAAUGUUUGCUCUUUUUCG
Molecule: messenger RNA, 1439 nt
Organism: Drosophila novamexicana
Lineage: Eukaryota; Metazoa; Arthropoda; Insecta; Diptera; Drosophilidae
Exons: 4
Coding region: 125-1357 (410 amino acids)
Cellular component (GO): mitochondrion
Source: RefSeq, a predicted model, not a curated record